Molecule: messenger RNA, 2209 nt
Organism: Contarinia nasturtii (swede midge)
Lineage: Eukaryota; Metazoa; Arthropoda; Insecta; Diptera; Cecidomyiidae
Gene: ytr
Product: U4/U6.U5 small nuclear ribonucleoprotein 27 kDa protein
Exons: 4
Coding region: 260-781 (173 amino acids)
Biological process (GO): RNA splicing
Cellular component (GO): precatalytic spliceosome
Source: RefSeq, a predicted model, not a curated record
AUAAUGACAUUUUGGUAUCGGCCGACUAAGAAUUUGGAUCAAUAGGGAGUGUGGUGCAGCGCGUGUGUGUGGCGCUUUAUUUUUCGAAAAACAAAGCAGUAAAUUAUGAGUAAACUGCAUUUCUAAAUAUUACUUUUUUUUCAUUUUCUCUUAGUUUUCCGGCCAUUUUUGUCGUGCGUUUGAAUAAACAAAACGAAAAAGUUUUUUUUUGUUCCGUUAAGAGAUAAAUAGUGUGUUGAAUAGUAAAUAAGGACGAAUAAUGGGUCGAUCACCCUCACCUCGCCGCCGUGAUAAAAAUCGAGAACGUGAAUUCCGGGCACGAAAACGGUCCAGAGAUCGUGAAGUCCGCGGUGAACGUGAUGAACGAGACAGAGCUGAUAGAUCACAUCGAUCAAGAAGUCGUGGGCGCGACAGAAGCAGGAGCCGAGAACGAAAUGAACGAGACAAAGAUCGAACCGUGCCGUCACGGUCAUAUGAAAGAGAUAGAACUAAAACGUCCAGAUCGAGACGCGGACAUGGUGGUGGCAGUAGCAGUGGUGCUAGUAGCUCAAAUGCAACUGUGGGCGAUCGACCCAUUGUUACGGAUGCUGAUCUCGAGGGAAAAUCUGCGGAGGAACAAGAAAUGAUGAAAGCGAUGGGCUUCUGCGGAUUUGAUUCAACAAAAGGGAAAAAAGUCGAUGGAAAUGAUGCUGGAGAAGUGCACGUAAUUCUAAAACGCAAGUAUCGACAAUACAUGAAUCGCAAAGGUGGUUUCAAUCGGCCACUUGACUUCGUUGCAUAGUUUUAUAAUUGCUGCCAAAUUCAAUGAUUUAUUCGAUUCAAAUUAUGUUGGUGUAUUUUGCUCAUAAAAUAAGUUUGUUUGCAAGACACACAAACACACGUUCAAAAGGAAAUCAAUUGGAAGAAGAAUGGCAUCAAAAAUCAGCAAUCGAUUGGAUUGAAAAGAUAAGAAUUUUUUUUUAAACGCAGCCUUAUCAUAACUCAGAUUUCAUAAGCCAGUUGACAACAUUUUGUUUAUGUUCAUCUUAUUUCAUUUUAUUAUACAUACAUUCAUUAAUUUCAUCCGUUACAGCCGUAGAAAUAGUUCCAUAAUACCUAUAAACCUUGCCUUGUUAUCGCAUAACAAUCAUAAAGAAGAUAUGGUAUUGUUCGUCGAUUUUUAUGAAUGUGAUGCCAUUUGGCAUUUCAUUCGAAUGUUUAGCGAAUUUCCUGUAAAGGGAACAUUCUCAAUUUAUAGUGCUUUUCAUUCAAAUGAGCUGACCAUCUAAAUGGUUUGACGUUCAACGGGUAUAUAUUUAUAUAUAAUAUUUACACUGUUUUUUUUUAUUUCGGGUAUACACAACAAACAAUCAUAUUCAUAGAAAGAAAAGAGACUGACGAAAGUACUGAAUGACACAUUUUAUUAACAGUCUUUGUCUAUCUCUGCAUCAGGUUUUCCAUAUUUUUUUAUAAACAAUUGAAUGAACCAUAUUAAAAUUAUUUACACACAACAAUAGAACGGGUUUACACAGAAAUACACACACACAUACUUAACUAAGCUGAUUUUAUGAUAGACUUUAGAUUGGAGCUAUCGGUAAUGCUAUUCGACCAGAUUGCAUCUUAAUUCGUUUGGAUAUAAUCAAAAUGCGAUUGUUGUACAAACACGUAGAAAGAAUUGUUAUAUUCACUUUGAAUUGGACAUUUCCGCUUGGAAACAAAGCAACAAAUGAAAUAAUAGUUGAUUCAUAUCCAUUGCAUCAUUUGAAUGAAUGACCAAAGAAAUGAUCCCUUUUUCUUCUUUUUUUUGUUCUGAAAUCAUUUUCUUUCGGCAAUUUUUUUUUCUCAUCAAAAAUAAUUCAACCAAUCAUAAGAAUCUUCAUGAAAUCAGCUGAAAAUUGCAAUAGCCAGGUUUUACACAUACAUUUUUUACAAUAGUCAAACACAGUUAAAUAAUUAUAUUCAAAUAUUACCGGUACAAGAACAUACACAGCAACAACAACCACAAAAUACAAUAGAUUUUAAGUGUUUAAAUGAAAUAAAACAAAUGAAAAACUAACUUAUAAGUCUUAUAUCGAAUAAAAUCCGUUAUAAAUAUUAUGAAGCCGUACCUACUGAAACAGAAAAAUGCGCCCCAUAUUUACACCAUACAGAAAUAGACACAAAAAUGAAAUGAAUUAUUUUCAAUAGCCACACACACACACAUGCCCAUUCACACACACACACACACACA